This is a messenger RNA of Amphiprion ocellaris (clown anemonefish), 7369 nucleotides long. It is a transcript of the gene adgrb1a, whose product is annotated as adhesion G protein-coupled receptor B1a. The transcript is spliced from 33 exons. Gene Ontology annotation, cellular component: plasma membrane. NCBI's taxonomy places the organism in Eukaryota, Metazoa, Chordata, Actinopteri, Pomacentridae. Gene Ontology annotation, molecular function: G protein-coupled receptor activity. The coding region runs from base 892 to 5745 and encodes 1617 amino acids. The record is from RefSeq and is a predicted model, not a curated record. Gene Ontology annotation, biological process: G protein-coupled receptor signaling pathway; cell surface receptor signaling pathway; negative regulation of angiogenesis.
GCGCGCGGACACACAGACAGACAAGAACGCUCCAGAGCCGCGAGCUGGGGACGGCGGUUCCCGAGACGCGCGCGAGCCCUCUUUGAUUUGCCGAUCCGGUAAAGCCACACAUUCACCUGGAAGACGGUGCGACCCGCGGACCGGGAGGAUUUCAGAUCUGGAGAAUAACUUUUUAGCAGCAAUUUCAGGAUUUCUGGAGUGAAAAUAAAAAUAACAAACAACAACUAUUUAAAACAGGAUUUUUGCUUUUAGAAUUCACGACAACCGAAGGACGUUUGAAUCUGUUGUUGUUGUUGUUGUUGUUUUAUUUUAUGUUAAAUUAAAUUAAAUUAAUUUUUUUUUUUUUUUUUUUUGGAACAAUGUGAGAAAACAACAGUCGGAGAAUACAAGCAGGAUUUUCUGAACCAAGGCUGUUUUACGCACGGGAAGCGCAGUCGGAACAUUCAGAAGUCCUCUCUGAGUUUUUGCUCCUCUUCAUCCCAAGAACGUUGCAUUUAUUUUUGCUCAGUGCGACACGAGAAUUCCCUGCAUAACAGUGCGUUCUGUGGACUUAUCCUAGGACUUACCCUUUUUUGUUUUUUCCCUGGAAAUUGGUGAAUGUCCCAUGAACACACCCGAGCUUGGACCACUGACAUGCAUCACACGGACUGGUAACUUACUUAAGGUUCUUGUGAAUCUCGGGGUCGACUGACACAGCCAUGGGCCGAUUGCUGGAUCUUUGAGAGAAACCGUACUCCUCCUCCUCCUCCUCCUCCACAUCCUCCACAUCCUCUUCCUCUCCAACUCCUCUUUCUCUUCUUGUUUUUACCCAACAGAGUUGGAAGUUGACUCAUCUAAAGCCAAAACCAGGCAUCAAUUGUGAUAUUGUUUCCUUCCCUUUAUCUGCAGACCAUGACAAGCAUUGUUUUUCUGUUUCCCGGCCAAGCAAGGUGGCCACUCCCAGUGCUACUCUUGUAUUUAGCCCCUCUUCUGCUGAGGAGGGAUUGGUGCCAUGCAGCCCCUUCUGGCCCAGAGUCAGAUUCCUGCUCCACCUUAGUCCAGAGUCGCUUCUUUGGCUUCUUCUUGUCUUCAUCAGUGUUCCCCAGUGUGCCUUGUUCCUGGACCCUACAGAACCCUGAUCCACGGCGCUACACCAUCUUCAUCAAGAUGACCAAACCUACAGAGGCCUGCAUGCCAUCACAGCUCCGCACAUUCCAGUAUGAUUCCUUCCUGGAGACCACACGCACUUACCUGGGCAUGGAAAGUUUUGAUGAGGUUGUGAGGCUUUGCGAUAUCUCUGCCCCAGUGGCCUUUUUGGAGGCUGGGAAGCAGUUCCUACAAAUCAGGAAGGGACCUCCUCGAGCAAGCAUGGUCAUCACUGACGGUGACGGGGAAUUCAAAACAGAGUACCUUGUGGUGGGGAAGCGCAACCCCAGCAUGGCAGCCUGUCAGAUGCUGUGCCAGUGGCUGGAGGAUUGUUUGGCUUCCAGUACGUCUAACAGGCCCUGUGGCAUCAUGCAGACUCCAUGCUUGUGCUGGGAUCCACCACCACAACUCAGCGAGGGGGAUAGCUGUUAUCACAAUGGAGUUUACCUGGAAAACUGUUUACCCACUGUAAAAGAGAGCGGAAGAGAUGUUGACAUAAAUGGUGGUUGGAGUGUGUGGGGCCAAUGGGCACAGUGUAGCAGCGAGUGUGGAGGAGGGAUCCAAACCCGGACUCGAACCUGUCAGUCACCUCCGGAGGAGUUGUACCUGUGUGAAGGUGUAGUGGAGGAGGGCCGGCCCUGCAACUCACAGUCCUGCACCGGCAAAGGUCGCCAUCUCUCUCGCAGCCAAUCGCUUCGCUCGGUGGACAGCCGCAAGCGUGAUGACGUAGACAAGCCUCGCAGUGGACAGCAGAGCCCUCAGACAGUAGACUCAACAUCAGGUGAGGAGUGGUCAGCGUGGAGUGUGUGUUCUGCCACAUGUGGGGAGGGCUGGCAGAGUCGCACUCGUUUCUGUGUGUCCUCCUCCUACAGCACCCAGUGUAGUGGGCCACUGCGAGAGCAGAGACCUUGCAACAACUCUGCUGUUUGUCCAGCUGCUCUGAUUGCAGUGCAUGGCGCAUGGGAUGAGUGGUCACCGUGGAGUCUAUGUUCGUCCACCUGUGGUCGGGGUUACAGGUCUCGAACACGAACCUGCACACCCCCACAAUUUGGGGGAGAUCCCUGUGAUGGCCCGGAGAAACAGACCAAAUUCUGCAACAUCGCUGUCUGUCCAGUGGAUGGAGUCUGGAAUGAGUGGUCCAGCUGGAGCUCAUGCUCUGCCUCCUGUUCUAACGGGACCAUGCAGAGAACCAGAGAGUGUAACGGACCCUCGUAUGGAGGCUCUGAGUGCAGAGGAGAGUGGCUGGAGACUGUCGACUGCUUCCUUGGGGAGUGUCCGGUGGAUGGGAAGUGGCAGCCGUGGUCCCUGUGGUCAGGUUGUUCUAAAACCUGUGGAGGGGGAAAUCAGCAGAGAAACAGGAUUUGUUAUGGGCCCUUUUUUGGAGGGCAGUCUUGUCCAGGAGAACAAGAGGAGAUCCGCCGCUGUAAUGAAAAGAGAUGCCCAGAACUUUAUGAAAUAUGUGGCGAGGACAAUUUCUCCAAUGUUGUAUGGAAGAUGACUGCAGCUGGGGACACAGCUGCAGUCCGCUGUCCUCCCAAUGCCAUAGGGCUUAUCCUGCGCCGCUGCACCUUAGACGAGGAGGGCAUCGCCUACUGGGAGAAUCCCACAUACAUGAAAUGCAUUUCCAAUGACUAUCGCAGUAUACAAACUUUAACACGAGAACAUUUGUCCAAAGCACAGCGUGGCCUUGUGGGAGAUGGUGUUUCAGAAGUGAUGAACAAGCUGAGGGUGACCUCCAGUGAGGGGACAAGCUACAGUGGAGAUCUACUGGCUAUCGUGGACGUACUGAAGAACAUGACAGAGAUAUUCAGGAGGGCAUACUACAGCCCCAGCAGUGCAGACAUGAGGAAUUUUGUGCAGUCUGUCAGCAAUCUAUUGAUGGAGGAGAACAGGGAGAGAUGGGAGGAAGCACAACUGCUGGGGCCAAACAUCAAAGAGCUGUUCCGUCUGGUAGAGGACUUUGUGGAUGUCAUUGGUCUAAGGAUGAAAGACUUCCAAGACAUGUAUGAAGUCACCGAUAACCUAGUUUUGAGCAUCCACAAGCGUCCAGUGGUGGGUCAGGCAGACAUCAGUUUCCCUAUGAAGGGCUGGAGGGGUAUGGUAGACUGGGCUCGCAACUCUGAAGACAGAGUCACCAUCCCUAAGAACAUCCUGUCUACUGGCCAGCCAGACUCAGACGAUUCCUCGACGUUUGUAACUGGCAUCGUUCUGUACAGAAACCUGGGCAGCAUUCUGACUCUGCAGAGAAAUAGCACAGUCCUCAACUCCAAGGUUUUGUCAGUGACAAUCAAGCCCACUCCUGCUUCCCUUUCUGCUCCAGUUGUGGUUGAGUUCUCUCACCUGUACAACGGCACCACAAAUCAAACCUGCAUAUCCUGGGACGAGAGUGACAGCGCCUCUCUGCUGGGAUCCUGGUCUGCCAGGGGCUGCAAAGCCGUGCUCGUCGACUCAUUCAGAACCAAAUGCGUGUGUGACAGACUGUCCACCUUCGCCAUUUUAGCACGGCUAAAUCCCGAAAUGAACAUGGAUAAGACACAGCUCCCAUCUGUGACGCUGAUUGUGGGCUGUGGAGUGUCUUCACUGACAUUGCUGCUACUCAUCAUCAUCUAUGUGUCUGUCUGGAGGUAUAUUCGAUCUGAGCGCUCGGUCAUCCUCAUUAACUUCUGCCUCUCCAUCAUCUCCUCCAAUGCCCUUAUUCUCAUUGGACAGACACAGACAAGGAAUAAGGUCUUAUGCACCCUGAUUGCUGCAUUCCUUCAUUUUUUCUUCCUGUCCUCUUUCUGCUGGGUUCUAACUGAGGCUUGGCAGUCGUACAUGGCAGUUACAGGCCGCCUCAGGAAUCGCAUCAUACGCAAGCGUUUCCUGUGUCUUGGAUGGGGUCUCCCUGCUCUAGUCGUGGCAAUUUCAGUGGGAUUCACCAAGGCAAAGGGAUAUGGAACACCGAGCUACUGCUGGCUGUCUCUGGAAGGAGGUCUGCUCUAUGCAUUUGUUGGACCUGCCGCAGCUGUAGUCUUGGUUAACAUGGUUAUUGGGAUUCUCGUUUUUAACAAACUGGUGUCCAAAGACGGCAUUACUGAUAUGAAACUAAAGGAGAGGGCGGGGGCUCUCCAAUCAGGAACACAUCAGUCUCAGAAGCCCCCUCCCAUGUCAUCAGUGAUUGGUCAGAUGACAGUGCCACUGUACAAUAUGACGCUCAAAUGUGCCAAGUGCGGAGUUAUCUCUUCGGCUGACGUUUCCACCACAGCUACCAGUAACGCCAUGGCAUCACUGUGGAGCUCCUGUGUGGUUUUGCCACUCCUGGCCCUCACAUGGAUGUCAGCUGUCCUGGCCAUCACCGACCGACGUUCUGCGCUCUUCCAGAUCCUUUUUGCUGUAUUUGAUUCACUAGAAGGCUUUGUUAUUGUCAUGGUGCACUGCAUCCUGCGCAGAGAGGUUCAGGAGGCAGUGAAGUGUCGUGUGGUGGACCGGCAGGAAGAUGCUAAUGGAGAUUCAGGAGGAUCUUUCCAGAAUGGCCAUGCUCAACUGAUGACUGACUUUGAGAAAGAUGUGGAUAUGGCUUGCAGAUCAGGCACUAUGAAGCGCUCAUCCCUCCAGGGGGAGGAGAAGGCCUCCUCUGGGACCCUCACCCUUCAGAAGGGUUCUAACUUCAACACCAUGCCAGCCAGCAUGGCUAAGGUUCACCUCCAGAAUGUGGCCGACUACACCAGCCACACUCUGACACUGCGCAGGGAGAAAGGUGCCGCCAAGGGAAUCAGCACUGAGCUGCCGGGCGCUAAAUCCAUCUACAUCUGCGAUGGCGAGCUCUUCAAGCAGCUGGAUGGAGAUCUGCCUCGAGGGAACGGUGAGGGUAGCAGCUCCGAGGGUGCUGGCAAAGGCCCAGGUUACGUCAUUCUACCAACCAACAACACGGGCACCCUGAAACCAGCCAAAGGAAAGGAGGAGCAGACAGCCAAGUACAACAUGGGCAUUGAGCAACUGCCUCAGACCAGGCUCAUCCACUUGGCUAAUCCUGCCAGCGGAGAGCCUGUACCUGGCUUUGGGCUUAAGAGCCUGCCUGCUGACCAGGUCAGUGUGUCAUGCUCUGACAGAGACUCACCUGCACACAACCUGCAGAACAUGUCCAGAGACUCCCAGGUGGCCAACAACAUGUGUGAUGGUGGAGAAUCUGGAAACUCUGGUGUGAUGUCAAAGAGUGAGACGGUUUCCACACUGUCCAUGAGCUCGUUGGAGAGACGAAAAUCACGCUAUGCAGAGCUUGACUUUGAGAAAAUAAUGCACACCCGGAAACGCCACCAGGACAUGUUUCAGGACCUGAACAGGAAGAUUCACAGUGCAGACAAGGAUAGAGAAUCUCCACCUGUUGACGCCAAAGCUGCCAAAAGAUGGAGUGUGUCCUCUGCCAGCAGCGACAAGACCAACAUGAGUGACAAACAGCAGACCCCAAGUAAGAGGGCAUGGGAGGGCAUUCGGAAGCCCCACUCCCCCCCAUCAUGGGUAAGGAAGGACCUGGAGACAGUUGCAGCCUCCCCUCUGGAGCUGCAGACAGUGGAGUGGGAGAAGACCAGUGCCACCAUUCCCCUUGUGGGCCAGGAGAUCAUGGACCUGCAGACGGAGGUGUGACUCAGAUUCCGGCCUCACGAACCUCAUCUUCCCUUUUUUUUCCAGAGCUCUCAGACAAACAAGCCAACACACCCCCCCACACACACACUGCCCUGCUCUGUACUCCCACUCAAAGGUUGGAUGAAGCCCACUGCGAGGCCGUGAGAGGGAAGGAGGGUGAAGAGGAGAGUCACAAUAUCAGAAAAUCAGUUUAAACAAUUAAAGAGAGAACCGGAACAAAGCGUCUCCUUCUAUGUUGUUUCAUUUGAUGUUUUGAUGUCCACGAACUACUGGUCAUCUUCUUGUAUAUGGUCUGCUGCCUCACAUGGGAGACCGAUUGCCAAAGUAGCAGGUGAAGCUACUAUGUGUGCAUCAUACAGUCAUGUAAUAAACAGCAUAGUAAAGGUAAUCAUGCAAUGUUUACCCCUGUAUUAAAUGGUUACAAUGUAAUAUUCAUGAUUAUGUCUCCUUUUUUUUUUGACUGUUGACAGUGUUGUUGCAUUACUGUUCCGUUCUCUCUUUUCCUGAUGAAUGCUGAUGCUAUAUGCAGCUCAAGAUGCCUCUGGAUUUCUUUCUUUUUCAACAUCAUUCUAAGGAAGAAAACUGAAGAAGGGUUUGAGGAGGCAGACUGCCAAACAUACACUCAUGUGCCCCUCAAUGCCACUCCCCCGCCCCACCAACAACUCCCCCAAUCCUCUCAGCUCCAACUCUUGAUCCCCUCUGAUCCUAGUGGGGCAGGGUCAGCCCCCAGCGACAAGCAUGGAGGGGUGAAGGGGGAAGAAAACUUUAGACAUCACCCUGAGCCAAAAUGGCAGGUUGCCUUUUUAUGGACGGACACCUCAGAGACGCUGGAGCGCGGGCUGGCAGACUUUUUGCUCAAACAGGCCCUUAACCUCAAUGCCACCCCAUAGAGGGAUAACAUGGACAUCUGGAAGGAGACACGUUCGACAAACUCAUGCUGUGAGGCGUCAGUUUCUCGAUAUACAAGCAGGUUUGGUACAGGAAAUGCUGAACAUGAUAGUGUUUCAGAGAUGCUGAGGAAAAAGGUACUAGUGUAUAUGUGUGUGUGAUGAGGCAUGGAAGAUGAGUAAAUGACUAGAUCAAUAAAUAUAUAUGGUAUGAUGGUUAAAGGUGAUGAUAUAUACAAGGCAGAGGGAGCGUGAGGGAUGGUGGUUGCACACAGAGAAAGCACAAGGCUCAUUUGGAGUCCUGAUGUACAGCAUUGUAAUUAUUUCAACAGAGUUCUACAGAAUGGAUUUUAGCCUAUAAAUAUCUUUCUUACUGUGCUUGGGGAUAGUUGUUAUCAUUAUUAUAAAUAUGAACAUGAUUAUUCUGAUAUUGAUCCUCCCAUUCCCUCCCCCUGUCCUGUCAGGGUACUGGACUAUACGAGUGUUCUGUAUCGCAAUGUAACUGUGUAUUUUGGUAUCACCACCAGUCACUCCCUCAGAUCUGUAUUUGUGGAAACUCGGGCCGUCGACUGCCAACCUCCAACCACUUCUUUGCACCCCACGAGCCACACACACCCUCCCCGCCUCCCCUCACUCCCGUUUUUAUUUUACUGGGGUCGCCUCUUUGUUAAUGUACAGUUUUCAGAGCACAAAAUGAAUGUGUCUUAUUUCUAAUAAAAGCAUAUCUAUAUAAUAAA